CCUUAAGUGCCAGACUUCCUGUCUUUCUUUCCUUCUGUCUUUCCUUUUUCUUUCUUUCUUUCACCCUCACUUGACCCAUAUUCCUUCCUUUGGAAUCCAAUUUGUCUCUCUCUUCUCUCAUCCUUCUUUCCCUCCCCCUUCUUCUCUUGAAGUAAUGAGAUUGCUACUGAGCUUGAGUUUUAGGGGCCUGUACACAUGCACACACACACACACACACACACACACACAUAUUAGAAGACAAGCUCUGUCUGCCCCUGAGUUACAGCACUGCCACACCUACAGCUAUCUUUAAUCUCCCUCUCUAGACAAGAGGUUGCAGGGUGGACAAAUUAGAGAGGGAGGCAGAAGAGGCAAUGAAAAGCAUCAUUAAAAUAACACAAACUGGAGAGGUUUGGACUGGAGACAAGGAACGCUGAAGGACUGCGACAGACUGAAGAAAAAAAAAAAAAACAAGGAAAAGAAACAAAAAUACAAUGGCUUAAAAAAAGAAAGGAGAGGAGAAACGCUCGGGUACAUUUCUUCCCUUGGUGGAGUCGCAGAGUUUCAAGUCCCCUUUCCCACAGAGGGCUGUCACGCUUUCCCACCCUCUUCUUUCAUCAUGGUGGAUCUGUUCCUUGACCGAGUUCUGGUGAGGAACAACUGGGACCAGGAUGAACUCAACACAGAACGUGAAAUCAUCGGGAUUCUUGAGAACCGCAUCCUGAUGCUGUUCUUUGCAUCUGCUGAGUGUGACCGAUGCCAGGAGUUUGUUCCCACCCUGAAUGAUUUCUUCAAGCGACUGAAGGAUCCAUUCUACAUUGAAAACCCAGCGCUGCUUGCCCUCAUCUACAUCAGCUUGGACGAGUCAGAGGAGCAGCAGGAAAGCUUCCUCAAAGAGCUACACAAAAAGUCUCUGUUUUUGGCCUAUGAGGACCCAUACAGGAAGGAACUGCAGGCCAUGUUCAAGGUGACGGAUGUACCGACAGUGGUGGUCCUUCGUCCUGACUGCUCUGUCCUCUCUCCAAAUGCCGUGGAAGAUAUCUGUCGUUUUGGCUGUGAUUGUUUCCGCAACUGGCAGGAAUCAGCAGAGGUCGUUGAAAGGAGCUUCAUGCUCAACGAGGAGUUUGAUAACCUAAAUUUGCGAAGUGCCACUGACCCUGUAAGACGACUCAAGUACAAGACAGAGGACGACAAGAGAAAAAAGAGAUGGUGGAAAGUAUGGGAGAAGCAGAAACCCGGAUAUGAGGAAGGAGAAGAAGAGCAAGAUGGAAGGUGGGAUGCAAAGGGCAAAGAAGGAGAAAGAGGACCGUGGAGAAAAAGAUGAAUAGACAGAGGAAAGAGAAAAAAAACAUUUCGAUUUAUAUAAGGGAUGGUCUUUCUUUUGAUCGUCUCCAGUUACUGUCUUACUGUGAUUCAUCAAGUUGGGCUCCCUGAAAUCCUAAUUACCUCCCUCUGGAUUGCUGAUCUUGCCAAGGCUAUUCUCAUCUUUCACAGAGAUGUAAUACAGAUACUUUAAAGAAAAGUAGCAUUCAUGUUUUUGUGCCUGUAUUGGCGUGUACAAUCAUGACAAAUGCCCAGCUCCUGGACUCACCUAGUGUACUUAAGGUCACACAGUAUUUUAAAGGGUGCAAGUUGAAUGUAACUGUGUUGCCAUAGUUGUUAAGAGUUCAGUUACAAAAUGUUAUAUAUGUAUAUAUCAAAAAUUAGUCAUUAUUGAUCCAGUCUUUAAAGGUAUUAUUUUGUCAACCAAUAACUAACCUUAACUAUUAUACUUGAGUAAGAGAAUUUAUUUUAAUAAUUAAUAAUGUAAUACUUUUGAAACAGCAGGUGUCAUUGUUUUCAUAUGAUAUGCAUAAAAAAAUAUUUAUCUGGAAGGGUGAACCUGCUCAUACAAACCCCAAAGUCCCAGAGGAAAAGGAUUUAGGCGCUGGCGUCUGUAACUGUGUAUAAAGGAUUUGAGUUUGGGAUUAAAACUUUCCUAUGCAUUACUGCA
Messenger RNA from Myripristis murdjan (pinecone soldierfish), 1972 nucleotides. RefSeq names its product nucleoredoxin-like protein 1. The transcript has 4 exons. Gene Ontology annotation, cellular component: mitochondrion. Gene Ontology annotation, biological process: photoreceptor cell maintenance. The coding region runs from base 599 to 1303 and encodes 234 amino acids. Lineage: Eukaryota; Metazoa; Chordata; Actinopteri; Holocentriformes; Holocentridae. The record is from RefSeq and is a predicted model, not a curated record.